Molecule: messenger RNA, 8557 nt
Organism: Staurois parvus
Lineage: Eukaryota; Metazoa; Chordata; Amphibia; Anura; Ranidae
Source: the annotation of a GenBank genome assembly
AUGGUUGCGUUGAAAGGAAUUAAAAAGGUUAUGGCUCAGGGUAGCAUUGGUGUCACACCAGGUAUUAAUAGACAACAAGUUUCUCUCCUUGCUCAAAGAUUAGGAGUUCCUGCACCUACAGAGUCUACCACCCAGGGGCUGCCAGGCGUUUCACAAGAAAGAAGCAACAUAGAUCCAACUCAGUCACGUCCCAACCCACCUGCAUUUGUGCAAGGAAUGAUCAAUGAAGCAGACCAGCGCCAGUAUGAAGAGUGGCUCUUACACACACAGCAACUCUUGCAGAUGCAAUUGAAAGUCUUGGAGGAACAAAUUGGGGUUCACCGCAAGUCCCGCAAAGCUCUGUGUGCUAAACAAAGGACUGCGAAGAAAGCAGGACGAGAGUUCCCAGAGGCAGAUGCGGAGAAGCUGAAAUUAGUUACUGAGCAGCAAAGCAAGAUUCAGAAGCAGCUGGACCAGGUGCGGAAACAGCAGAAGGAGCAUACAAAUCUAAUGACAGAGUACCGGAAUAAGCAGCAGCAACAACAACAGAGCUGUGGUGUACUUCCCAGUAGUCCUAACCAGAACUCUCGAGUUCUAACAAAGGCUCCAGGUCAAAUCAUUGCUGGACAUGGUAUGCAGCAAGCAUCUGCCAUGUCACACAACCAGCUUGUUGGACAAGCUGGAGGUCUGCGUGGUCUGCAGACAAAUUUAGCCAUGCAAGCACAGCAUGGAACUUCCUAUGUGAAAUCUGUAUCUCAACAACAUCAAGCUCAAGGAAAUAACCCAGCGCUUCCUGGAACCUCCAGUGGUUUCUACUCAACUGCUCCAAAUCUGCAAGGUCUCACCCCUGAGCAAAGGAUGAUCCAAGAGCGCCAGCUUCAACAGCAAAGAUUACAACUAGCACAGAAGCAGCAGCAGCAGCAACACCAGAAUUUCCCACUGUCUCCACAGAAUAAUUUGUCUCAAGCAAUGUUAGCCAAGCAGCAUGGACUGAUGAGCAAUUCACAUGGGUUGGUGAUACAGCAAAACCCUUCCCAAACGUCACAGACCCUUAUAGGUCAUCCUCAGGCACCUGCUUUACAACAUCACACAGCUCAACAGAGACAGAUGUUGAUUGCACAGCAACGGGUUUUGGGAUCUUCACCAAUUGCUCAGCAACAAAAUAUCGUAGGGCCUCGUCUUGUUUUGUCACAGCCCCAGCAGAACUUAGUUGGCGUGUCUCCUCAUAUGCAGCAGCAAACAGUGCUAAGCCAAGGAGGUAAUACAUUAUCCCAGCAUCCAAAUACAGGACAGAUACAGCCCACAAACCAAAACCUCCCAGGUCAUCCACAAAGUGUUAACACUCAGCAAAUUAUGAAUGCAAAGGAUGUACCUAUGACUGAUGCCUCACUGCUUCAAGAGGGUACACUUGAAACUCAAGGACAGCAACAACAGCGAGCUUCAAGUACAGGCAUUCCAGAUCCUAGUGAGUCACAAACUCAAGAACAGUUAAGCCAGAAUUCUUUGGGAUCCCUGAGCCAAGAAACAGAUUUGCAGCCUUUGGAGUCAUCAGAAGAUAGGCAGCAGAUAAACCAGUCUUCUGAACAGGAGCAGGCUCUGUUCAAUUCAACAAGCCCAUUGCAGCAGUCUGUAAGGCAGCAGCAGAAUGUUAUCCUUUCUCCUCAACAACAAAGCCUUGGGACUCAACUACCAAAUCCUCAACAACCUCUCAGUCAGGAGAACACACACAUGGCUGCUGUAACAUCACAACAAACAAGUGUAAUUCAGAUGCAAAACGUACUAGGACAAAAUCCUGUACAAGGACAGGGAAAUGAACAGGCCAAACCUAAUGUUGGACAGAUCCUCUCUCAACCCUUAGGGCAGCAAAGACCAAAUCUAAGUGGCCAACAGGCUCCUUAUGCUGCUAAUCUGAUGGCUUUGCAGAAUACCCAGCUCAUGGCACAAAUAAGGGCUCAGCUUCAGAGUAUUAUUGCAAAAAAUCCCCAGCUGAGACACUUGACACCCCAACAAUUGCACCAGUUGCAGGCUAUUUUGAUUCAGCGACACCAACAGGCUCAGGCCCAAGCUCUUAGACAAGCUGCACAGCAAGAUAAUAUGCAGUCUGUGGCAUCACAUGCUGUAUUAUCAAAUGGUGCACCUGGUAGUCAGACACCAUCUAGAGGUGUUUUCUCAGGUCAACAAGUUGGAACAGUUGGGACAGAACAGUCAAAUUAUACAGAGGAUAGCACUUCUGUAACUGUACAGAAAUUGGCAGCAGAAAACACUGCUGAAAUGCCACAAGCAAAUGAACUUGAUCAGAGCUCCUUAUUAAAAUCUCCAGGUGUUGUAAGACAUAGUGUUGGUCAGAACCAGGAAUCUGUUGCUGCUCAGCAUGCACAGACGACAACAAGCUUGCGUCACUUGACCCAGCAACCUCCACCUCAAUAUAGAAUGCCUCAGCAGGUAUCUUCUAAUCAGCAGCAGAUACCACAAUAUCCAGUGCAACAGCAAGUACAUCCACUUCAACAACAAAAUCCAGCUCAGCUGCAGCAGACGCAGCAGGUUCAGUCACUUCAGCAAAUACAAGCACAGCCUCAGUCAACGCAAAUGCAGCAACACCAAUUACAGCAAGCCCAACAAAUCCAACAUCAGUUGCAACAAGUGCAGCAAUCCCAACAAUUCAAGCAGCAACAGUUGCAGCAACUUCAGCAAACACAGCUAGUACAGCAUCAGAUGCCACAAGCUCCACCACAGCGUCAGCAAGUGCAAUUGCAGCAUUUACAACAAACGCAUCAAAAUCAGAUUACACAAAUGCAGCAAACUCAGCAGCAAGUACAGCAUCAGGUGCAAGCACAACCACUGCAACAAGUUCAGUCUCCACAGCAAGCACUGCAGCUGCAACAAGCCCAACAGCAGCAUCAGCAGUUGAAGCAAACCCAACAACAGCUUCAACAAUUUCAGCAAAGUCAUCAGCAGACUCAAUCAUCCAUACAAACACCGCAACAAAUUCAGCCAUCACAGCAGGCACAACAAAUCCAACCAGUGUCACAAUCUCAGCAAAUACAACAGAUGAUCCAAACACAGCAGCAGCCACAACAAACAUCACAACAAAUUCAACAGCAGAUUCAGCAGCUACAGCAUCAACUGCAGCAAAUUCAACAAUUGCAAACACAACAACUUCAGCAGUUGCAGCAAGCGCAACAGACACAACCAUUGCAACAGUCACAGCUUCAGCAGCUGCAACAAGCACAUCAGCAACUCCAGCAAUUACAGCAGCAACAACAGCAGCAACUUCAACAGUUGCAGCAAGUUCAACAGCAGCAAAAGCUUCAGCAAUUGCAGCAGGCUCAACAACAGCUGCAGCAGCUCCAGCAAUUGCAGCAAACACAGCAGCAGCAACCAUUGCAACCAACACAGCAACUUCAACAACAGCAAAUUCAACAGUUACAGCAAAACCCACAACAAUUGCAACUGUUACAGCAACAACUCUUGCAACAAGCACAGCAGCAACAGCAAAUACAACUUCAACAAAAACAGCAACAGGUACAACUUGCUCAGCAAACGCAACAGGUUUUAGAUACACAACAGUUGCAGCAAAUGCAGCAAUUACAGCAAACACAACAGCAGCAUCAUAUGCAGAUGAUCCAAACACAGCAACAAAUGUUGCAACAGUCACCACUGCAGCAGGUUAAGCAACAUCUAUUGCCACAUUUGCAACAAACUGCAUCUCCAGCUCAGCAACAUUUGCAAGGGCAACAUAAAACACAGUUGGAAGCAGCUACACUGCAGAGUGAGGGGCAGCAGGAAUUACCUCAGUUGCCACAUGUACUUCAGGUUCCAUUGUCACAGCAAGCAGAAAACAAGCAGCAGGAUGUGCAGCAUCCACAGACAGAUAUUGCACAGCAAGCUGAUCAAAUGCUUCAAUCGCAAAGCAAAGAACCAACUCAACCAGUGGAACAAAAUCUGGUGCUGCAUUUGCCGCAAAGUGAAACGCAGCAAAAUCCGCAAUUACAGGGACAACAUCAGUCACUGUCCUCUUUCCCAGGGUUACCGCAACAGAUUACUGGUCAGCAACAGCAUUUGCAACAUGUCCAGCAUGCACAGCAGCAAAUACAUCAGGCAUCUCAUUUGCAGCAGAAUUCACAGAGUCAAGCAGUGCCACAACUGCAGCAGCAGCCACAGGCUCAGUUGACUGCAGUGUUGCCACAGUUUCAGCACCAGGUGCCACAACAGCAGCAUGUUCAGUCUCCGCAGUUGCAGACACCAAGCAAAAAACACACAGAUACAACUGCAACAACUUCAGAAUAUAAAAGUACAACAGCAGCUCAUACAACAAGCAGGGACACAGAACCCACAACCGAUUCAACAAAUGGGACAAGCACAAAGUCAAAUGCAGCAGUUACAAUUGAAACAGCAAGUUCAUCAUAAACAAGCUAUGCAAUUGCAGCUGCAGCAGGCACAGCUACAGUUAACUCAGCAGCAGUCUCAUGAUGUAAAAAGUCAGUUGCAGCAAACUGUAGUUCAGGUUCAACAGAUACAACAAACACAGCCACAACAGUCUUCUCAAGGUCAGCCCCAUAAUGUUCAACAGUUGAAACAAAUGCAACAACAGAAGUUACAGCAGAUUCAGCAAGUGCAACACAUCCUGCAGCUUAAACAGCAGAUGCUGAAUCAACCACCCCAGAGACAGCUUCAAUUACAGCAGCAGCUCCAAAUGCAUUUACAGCAGCUACGUCAGCAGCAAGCACAGUUACAACUUGAGAGUUUACAGGAGCCAAAGAAAGAGCCUUCUGAUCUCCUUGCUCAGUGUUCAGGAAGCAUAACGCCUCACAGCCAGAGAGUCACAGCAGUUCCCCAGACCAACAUAUUCAGACUUCUCAGCCUUGCACUGACUUGCCCGAAGCAGCAUCCAGCCAAAGCCAAAAUUCAGAAUCUCCACUCUCUAGUACACCAACUGCUAUUCAAGUUGAAACAGCAGUUCAGGUCACUGAUGCACCAGAUAUUAAAUCAACAGAGGUGACUGACUCUGACACUGCUACCAAGGAAUCCAAAGGUACUGGAUCUCCCAAGGAGGUUCUUGGCCAGUCUGGCCCCGAUGACACUGGGGACAUGCCAGUAAAGACAACAUCUCAGGAAGAAAGUAUGGAAACAGAAGAUCAGACCAAGCAAGAAAUUGUUACAAAUCCUCCACAAGAAAAUGGUGAAAGGACGCAGCCACCUAAGCCUCCUAAAGAAGAGUAUGUGGAGGAAGGUGUGUCUGGGAGUCAGGACUUAAAAUGUGAAACAAAUUGUGACCCAGCAUCUGUUGGAGCCAAAGGAGAGGCUGGACAUCUCUUACUGCAGAAACUGCUGCGUGCUAAGACUGUGCAGCUUGCUUCACAGCGCUCCGCAGAAGGCAUUCAUACAGACAUCAAUGGACACAUAGACAGCAAAUUGACAGUUUUGGAGCAGAAGUUACAAGCGACGCCUCGUAAUAAAGACGACCCUUGUGCAAAAAAAGCUGCUGUACCAAAGCCAAAAAGGACACAGAAGACUAAUGAAAAAGUACCAAAUUCUCGUAAAAAGAUAAGGAGAGAAGACAGCUUAAAAUCACCAGAUGCUAUUGUGAAGCAGCUGAAACAGGAGCUUUCUCUAUUGCCACUGAUGGAACCUUCAAUCACAGCAAACUUCAGCCUGUUUGCUCCGUUUGGCAGCAGUAGUCCAGUUGAUGGCAAAAGUCCAUUGAAAGGCACUUUUGGUAGUGGAGCUUUGGAUAGCAUACCAGACUACUACACUCAACUGCUAAGCAAGAAUAACCUCAGCAAUCCCCCUACACCACCUUCAUCGCUGCCUCCAACUCCACCUCCAUCUGUGCAGCAGAAAAUGGUGAACGGUGUAACAGCAGCUGAAGAGCUGACAGAGACUAAGAAGGAACCUGAAAACAGUGUAGAAUCAGAGGUUAAAAAAGGCUCAGAUGAGCGCAAUUUGGACCUUUUGGCUGCCCUUCCCACUCCCCCACACAACCAGAGUGAAGAUGUCAGGAUGGAGAGUGAUGAUGAAGAAAGUGAUUCUCCUGACAGCAUUGUGCCAGCUUCCUCCCCUGAAAGUAUUCUUGGAGAAGACACACAACGGUUCCCUUCAUUGUGUGAGGUGAAAGAAGAGGAGGAAGAACGGGCCUUAUCUCCAGUGAUACCACUAAUUCCUCGUUGUGCCAUACCAGUGUUUCCAGACGUGAAAGAGGCUUUAUCUGCUCCACCAGAGUGCUCUGAUAAGAUAAUGCUGAAUUCUGCUGGAGGAACCAUAUCGUGGGAUAAGGGGAAAGGCAGUGAGGUUUCAGUUAUGCUGACAGUAUCCGCAGCAGCAGCAAAGAAUUUGAAUAGUGUGGUGGCAGCGGUUGCUGGUCUAUUGAGUAUUAAGUUACCAAAUUCCUAUGAAGUGCUUUUCCCAGACAGUGGGCUGAAAACUAAUGUAGAAGUGAAGAAGCCUGCAGAUCCUUCCACAGAAGGUGAAACCACUGAGAAGGACAAAUCUCAGCCUGGAAAACUAGAGAACAGCACUGAUUGGUUGAAGCAACUUGAUGCUGUACUUCCUGGUUACACACUUAAGAGCGAGCUGGAUAUCCUUACUCUUUUGACACAAGAAGAAACGGUUGUGGAAAAGCCAGUAAAUCAUUGUUAUGUUAACAAUGUUUCUAACCUGGAUGUACGUCAACUUCCUGUUUUGCCUGAAGAAACAUCGCCUCCUUUGUCUCCUUUUGUCCCAUCACCUGCAAGUCCUGUGGAGCCUCCUGCUGCUGAACCAGAGCCAGUUCCACCUCCUGCACCAAGUCCUCCGCCGCCACCUCCUCAAUCCCCAGUCACUGGGGAGGAAACAAUGGACGCUAUUAAAAUUAAGCAGCGGGCACGUCCUUUGGAUGAAAGCAUUGAGGAACCACGGCCAAAAAUAAAGAAGUGGAAAGGAGUCCGCUGGAAGAGACUGCAUAUCCUGAUAACCUUCCAGAAAAUUAGUACACGUCAUUGUGAGAAGGAGGUGUGCGAGGUCAUAGAAAGACUAGGCACCACUCUAAAGCCUGACACAUUGCCUCCAGAUCUUCGAAAAUGUUGCUUCUGCCAUGAAGAAGGCGAUGGAGCUACAGAUGGACCAGCACGGCUUUUGAACCUGGAUCUUGAUCUCUGGGUGCACCUUAAUUGUGCUUUGUGGUCUACAGAGGUGUACGAAACACAGGGUGGUGCACUGAUCAAUGUAGAAGUGGCACUGCAUCGUGGAUUGCUUACAAAGUGUUGCCUGUGCCAGAAAACAGGUGCCACAAACAGCUGCAAUCGGAUACGCUGUCCAAAUGUCUAUCACUUUGCCUGUGCCAUACGUGCCAAGUGCAUGUUCUUCAAGGACAAGACCAUGCUUUGUCCAGUGCACAAGUUAAAGGGACCUUGUGAGCAAGAGCUAAGCUGCUUCACGGUCUUCCGAAGGGUGUAUAUUGAGCGAGAUGAAGUGAGUCAGAUUGCGAGCAUUAUUCGGCGUGGUGAUCGUAUCCACAUGUUCAGAGUUGGCGGGCUUGUUUUUCAUGCCAUUGGUCAACUUCUGCCUCAUCAAAUGCAGGACUUCCACAGUGUGACUGCCCUGUACCCAGUGGGAUAUGAGGCAACCCGGAUUUACUGGAGCAUGCGCCAUAGCCAUCGCAGGUGUUCAUAUCGCUGCAGAGUGUGUGACAAUAAUGGACGGCCAGAAUUUUCAGUACAGGUCAUUGAAUAUGGCUAUGAGGAUGUCAUUAUGACAGAUUCUUCUCCGCAGGCUCUCUGGAAUCGUAUUGCAGAACCUGUUGCACGGAUGCGGAGAGAAACUGGAAUGCUGCGCCUUUUUCCUGAAUAUCUGAAAGGAGAAGAGAUGUUUGGACUGACACUACAUGCAGUACUGCGUAUUGCAGAGUCUUUGCCUGGAGUGGAAAACUGUCAAAACUAUCUAUUCCGAUAUGGCCGACAUCCUUUAAUGGAACUGCCUUUAAUGAUCAACCCAACUGGCUGUGCCAGAUCCGAGCCGAAGAUUAUGACCCAUUAUAAAAGGCCGCAUACGUUGAACAGCACUAGCAUGUCCAAAGCCUAUCAGAGCACCUUCACAGGGGAGACGAAUACACCUUACAGCAAGCAGUUUGUGCACUCAAAGUCAUCCCAGUACCGCAGGCUGAAGACUGAAUGGAAAAACAAUGUAUAUUUGGCCCGAUCUAGAAUUCAGGGAUUAGGGCUUUAUGCUGCCAAAGAUCUGGAAAAGCACACUAUGGUGAUAGAAUACAUUGGCACUAUCAUAAGAAAUGAAGUAGCAAACCGUCGUGAGAAGAUCUAUGAAGAACAGAACCGAGGAAAUAUACAUGUUUCGCAUUAAUAAUGAACAUGUAAUUGAUGCUACUUUGACUGGUGGGCCUGCCAGGUACAUCAACCAUUCAUGUGCUCCAAAUUGUGUUGCUGAAGUGGUCACAUUUGACAAAGAAGACAAAAUUAUCAUCAUCUCUAGUCGAAGGAUACCAAAAGGAGAAGAGCUUACAUAUGAUUACCAAUUUGACUUUGAAGAUGAUCAGCACAAGAUCCCAUGUCACUGUGGAGCAUGGAACUGUAGGAAAUGGAUGAAUUGA